CCCAUUCAUGAAAAUUGGGCGCCGGAUGACGUCACGCUAUUACUACGAAUUACACACACCAAGCUGCACACACGGAAACCGGCGAGCGUGUUGCUCUCGUCUUCCCAAAACAUCCCAGAAAAGCUCCCCAGUCUUCCGUCCGCAAUGGAGUAUUCGACAACGUACAACCCCGACUCCGGCAACUUCUCGACAACGAUAGAUUUCCCUCCCGAGGACUCCACAUCCUGGGGAAAAUUUUCGCCCACGAAGAGUAAAAAACCCGUCUCCAGGACACUGGACACAGAAUAUGGUAUCCCCUUGGAAGAAGUUGACAACCCCGCCUUUGACUCCUCCCAAACACCUGGAAAUACAGGACGCACAAACGGUGGCCGUUACGACCCAGAACGAGCCGCGGACGAAACAGAUGGAGAUGAGGACCAAAACAGCGAAAGCAAGCUCUGGAGGUGGCUGGACGGCUAUCUUGGCACUGUCAAGGAAGUCUACACCGAAAACAACACCAUGCUAUGGAACGUCUUUUACUUGGUGCUGCUGCUGGUUUACCUGGGCUAUCUGGUCUGGGCCUGCUACUAUGACUUUGAAGAGGCAAUGGUUUUGGUGAUUAUAACUGGCAUAGGACUGUGCCUGUACAUGUACUCGAUCAUUAGGGACUACUACGGCAAAGAGAUAUACAGCCUAACCUGUAAACCUGCCGGCAACUUCGUUGACAAGCACUGGCGAUAUAUCAGAUGGCCGUUAUAUUUGCUGAUUUUGGCCGCUGUUGCUGUGGCGUUAGUCUUUCUCACCAAGGAUAACCCCGUCCAGCUCAUUUCUGCCGCUGGUCUCGUCGCGUUCAUCCUGUUUUGUUACAUCUUCUCCAAGCACCCAAGACACGUCAAGUGGCGGCCCGUCAUUUGGGGACUUGCCUUGCAGUUCAUCCUGGGUCUGUUCAUUUUGCGCACGUCCAUCGGAUUCCAGAUCUUUGAUUUCUUGGGCGUCGUGGUGCAGACUUUCCUUGAGUUCACCGAUGCCGGAUCUGAAUUUGUAUUCGGCGCAGGUUUCCAAGAACACUUCUUUGCUUUUAAGGUUCUUCCAGUAGUGAUCUACUUUAGCGCUUGCAUUUCCAUCUUCUACUACCUGGGCGUGAUGCAGGUUGUCAUAGCCAAGCUGGCCUGGCUCAUGCAGAAGACUAUGCACACCUCGGCGUCAGAAUCCCUCAAUGCUGCCGGAAAUAUCUUCGUUGGCCAGACUGAAGCUCCUCUUCUCAUCCGUCCCUAUCUACCCAGGAUGACCCGCUCUGAGCUCCACGCCGUCAUGACCGGUGGCUUUGCCACAAUCGCCGGCAGCGUCCUGGGUGCCUACAUCUCCUUCGGUAUCAGCGCAUCCCAUCUACUCUCCGCCUCUGUCAUGUCGGCCCCGGCAGCGCUGGCCAUCUCCAAGCUGUUCUACCCGGAGACGGAAAAGUCUCAGACGAAAACGGCCGCGCAAGUCAGGCUGCCCAAAGGGGAGGAGAGGAAUAUCAUAGAGGCUGCAUCAACCGGUGCGUCGACAGCCGUCAUGUUGGCGUUGAACAUCGGUGCCAAUUUGAUCGCCUUUCUGGCCCUUCUAGCCCUCGUGAAUGGCCUACUGGGAUACCUGGGGGAUAAAGUGGGCAUCGACGGGCUCAGCUUUGAGCUGAUCUGCUCUUAUGUCUUCAUUCCCGUCGCCUUCCUAAUGGGUGUGGAAUGGGACGAUUGCCGUAUCGUGGCCGAGCUCAUCGGCACAAAGACGUUCAUCAAUGAGUUUGUGGCAUAUGAACGCCUGGCCGUUUACAUCAACAACAGAGAUAGCGAGAGAGCCACGAUAUCGCUGCGGUCCCAAGUCAUCGCAACCUACGCUCUCUGCGGCUUUGCGAAUCUAGGCUCCAUCGGCAUUCAGCUGGGCGGAAUGACGCCCAUGGCUCCCUCUAGGAAGGGCGAUUUGGCAUCGGUGUCCAUUCGCGCCCUCAUCGCCGGCACGGUGGCGUGCUUCAUGACAGCCUGCAUAGCCGGUAUCUUGUAUGUGCCUUUUGACGAACGGAUGAUAAGUACGACUGCUUUGCCUGGUGGCAUUGGGCCCAUCAUUAACGCGACGAUGCCAUCUACAUUAUAGCCGAGGACAAAAUCCAUUACACCAUCUUCACUGUUAAAAAAAAAAAACCUCUGUGCCGCAACAACAAUCUGGGCAAUUUUGUGCUUAUAUUGGAUGAGUUCGAUUUAAAGAAUGAGCAAUAGGUUUUGUUUUUAUUAAAAGGCUGGUAAGAGUUUGUGGCACCGAGUCUGCAUUUUCACUCUCUGAGUCAAAAGUCUAGCAGAUUUAACUUAAAAUAAUUUGAGUAUGGGAGGGGGGAUAGGAAAGGCUCAAAUUUGGUUUGAGAGAGAUUAACAAUCAGGUAGAUAUGUAGAACAUAUAAUUAUAUUCACAAACCCACCCAUCCACCAAUUCAAAAAAAAAAAAAAUGAAAGAAUGAAGAAAAAGUUGUAGUUGCAACAGCUCACCAGUGACAAUGCCUGCCACUGCCCUAACACUGGGACCACUAACCUUUCAACAACAACAGAAAGUAUAGUGAGCUUGGGCCAUUUUUUCAAAUCUUGACUUUGUUACCAGUUCAACUUCAUCUUGGGCUCUGGAAACACGUUGAAGCAGUUACUGUACAAACUGGGCAAUGCUGCAAACUGUGGCCUAACAUUCUAUGAUUUGAUAUUUAAGUGGCCACAACAACACUGAGCCAAAAGCUCUCAGCCCAGGAGUCUAAAUUCAUGAAAGCCGAGCCUGAAGCGAAAUAGCUUAGCACAAAGCCCCAAGUAAUGCCCCUCACAUGUUCAAGCUCGACACACGUGGUACUUUUCGCUCAAUCAAGCGUUGCUAACACUUUUUAGUGUCUAACCAAUGGGAAAUCGUUGGCAGCAUUUGGCAACAAGUGAGAUGCACCCAGGGACUAGUAACAUGUAAGUUCAAAGGUCAGAUAAGGUCAAAGGGUCAUAUAAGCUCAUUCUCAGGGGCGCAAUUGACACAAAAAAUACCAACAUUGCCAAUUCUCUCUUUUGUGCAUAUUAUUUGUGAAGUCUUCCAACUUUUACAUGAGUUAAAUACACCCCUGUUUUUAACAAACUUCAAGUGCCUAACUUUUAUACAAUGAUCCAUGAAUCUGUAGGGCUAAUUAUGUCUUCCAGUGUUUUUAUACGGUAAAUGUACUAUAAAAUUGGAGCAUUUUCAGGACUAUACAUGCUAAAUUUAAACAGGAUCAGUUGGUUUUUAUUCAGGUGGUUUAUGCAAUUUUUAAUUAAAUAUUUCUUAUAAACAAUGCAGAUACAACCGUGAGAAUAAUCCACAUGUAUUCAUGUUGUAAAGUUUGUUGGGUAAUUCAGUGUAAUGAGGAAUUUGUGUUUAAUCUUCAGAUAACCAUUAGAAUCUGUAACGUAGUGCAAAAGCCCAAUUGCCAGUGUUAGAAGAAUGUCACAAAUGUGUGUGUGUGUGCGUGUACCCAGAAACAGUUUCCGAACCUUGAAGGAAAAGGACACCAUGUUGUGUCCAUGUUCUUUUUUUUAUCAAGUCUCAUAUUGAAAUUCUUUACAUUCUUUUAAAUAUGGUACUUUUGAUUCUAAUUUUUAGAUCAGCCGCCAAAAUCGAAAUUUAUUUUAACAAUUUCAAGGUCUCUGUAUUCCUAUUUAGGUUUUUCUGGACACCAACUGCCUUUGUUCAGUUACUUGAACAUGAUUUUGAAGAUUUAAUAUUGUACAGCUUUUCGUGUUGAUGCAGUAAGCUUAUUAAUGAGAAUUAGAUUUUAUGGUGGUAAAUCGUCAGCCUUAGUGAUAUUUAAUUUUAAUGAAUCAACAUGUUUAAAAAAAGGGGACAUACUGUCGCUACCAAGUCAGUAAGCAUUAUUAGAAUUUGAAAAAUUACUUUCUUAUGGGGGGGGGGGGGUAUCAGAACCGACUACCUGACCAAUGAUGGCAGAAACUGGUUCCAGAUUUUGGCAUCAGGUAUCCAUAAUCAAAUUUACAAAUCACUUAGUAAGUUCUCUGCCAAUGAAGAAGAAAGGGUGUGUAUGCCAUUUUUAAGCACUUUUCAAAAUGAAAACCAGGGAACAUCCGUAAUCAAAUUUACAAAUUACUUGGUAAGUUCUCUGCCAAUGAAGAAGAAAGGGUGUGUAUGCCAUUUUUAAGAACUUUUCAAAAUGAAAACCAGGCAACGUGGAAAAUCAAAAUGGAUUCACGUUUCUUUUUCAACAUAGUAAAUUAGUUUCUUUGUAGACAGACAUACAGCUUUCCCCUUGGUGAAUAUGAUUCUGUCAUUUUUCUUCUGCCAGAGUAUGGCAUUAGGAAAGAAAACUAGGUAUACUUUAGCAGCUUGGAAUUUCUGUGUAAAAUUUUUUUUGGGGGAUGGCUUGUCCAUUAUGAGGAAGAAUGUUGAGAUUUUGUUGAAGAUUUUGAGAAUGUUGAGAUUUUGUUGAAUGUUGAAGUUUGCAUGGAAAAGGAUGAAGCCUUGGUUAGUCUCCUAGCAACAUGCGAGUGCAAGAAGAUCAUUGGUGGCUUUUGUUUUUCCAUUGUAAAUAAGAGAUGAUUGUUAUACGAGGUUGUAAUGCCAAGGUUUGUGCGUGUGGAAAAUGCUUUGGGGGAAGAGUUACGCCGUGUCUGAAUAACUUGGCUACGGCUGGAAAAUACACACAAGUCUAUAUUUAGCAAGUUUCCUUGCUGAACACAAAUCGGGUGGGAACCAGUUGCAAGCAAUGAACAACAAUGGCAUUUUAGCUGGUAACUUAGUUUGGCUAAGCUGGUACAUUUUGGGCUUAGCAAGUUCCAUUGCUCAGCAUGUAUGUAUACAUGUAUUCCUUAGCAAACUUCCUUGCUAAACAAAAGUUAGUUGGGAACCACUCGCAAGUAAUGUUCAUAUGAAAUUUUGGCUGGUAACUCAUUUAAGCCGCACAAAUAUAUUCUGGACUUCAGAAUCAUUUCUGGCAUCAGGUCCAUGAAAAUACACAACUGAUAAUGGUGUUGGGGUCUGUCCUGUCAGUUUAUAUAGAUUGCUGUGAUCAGUGUUGUAAUAUGCAAUUUUAUGGCUUCAAGCAUCAAGAUAUUCUGCAAUAUAUAUUGUUAUUUGUGUGUGUGUCUCCAAGUAAGGCCUACACUACAGUGAGGCUACUGUCUCUUGAGUCAGUGAAAAGACAUGGUCUUGGCUUCUGGGAACAAGACCAAGAUGUCGGCACACUGAAAGUCUAUAUGCAUUCAAAUGAGUGGAUGCUUAUCUCUAUCAUUGUGAAUAGUCUUAAACAAGAGGAACUUAUUUAUCAAAUUCUUAAAUGUUCUUCCACGGUUGAGAUAUACUUAUGAAGGUAUUGCAUGUUGUUUUUUUAAUUAUUCCUGUAUAGGUAAUAUAUUUGCAGUUUUUAUAACUUUUUUGAGAGCUACUUAAAUCUGUAAAAUAGGACAUUUGGAACUUUUGAGGUUUGUUAGGGGAAAUGGUUGUUUAUUUUGUAAGAACUUAACUGAUCAAUUUCUCAUUCCAAGUUUUCCUAUUUAAUACAGAAACGAUGUAAAUAGUAUAUAAUGAAUGUGUGUUGGUAAGACUCAACUUCGGCAAUGCAAACUUAGAAAUACAAUCUUAAUACUUAAUUAAUAUAGCCUUGUACAGUUAAAUCAAAAUUUAAAGUUAAAUUUUUUUUUUUUUUCCAUUGGAUAUUUUUUUAAGCAGUUUGGACAAAGGAGGCAGUUUUACCAGAAAAUUAUGUAAAUUUCCACCUACAUAACACUGCCCAACUGGAACAAGGGACCAGUGAUACUUUUGUGACCUUUCACCUUGGGUUACCUUGGUUUGAUUCCAACUUUUGACAAUCUAACUGAACAAAAAUGUAUUCUCUCUUUUGUCCAGAUACAUUUUUUAAUGUAUAUUAAAUUCCCAGUGGCUUUUUAAAACAUUUUUGUAUCAUAUUAAUUCACAAGUGACCUUGUUUUUUAAGAAAGUAAUUACUAUACCGACUACCCUUUUCAAAUAAAUUUGGUGGAAUUUUAACAGAG
This is a messenger RNA of Patiria miniata (bat star), 6008 nucleotides long. Its product is annotated as solute carrier family 28 member 3-like. Gene Ontology annotation, molecular function: nucleoside:sodium symporter activity. The record is from RefSeq and is a predicted model, not a curated record. Gene Ontology annotation, cellular component: membrane. The transcript is spliced from 11 exons. The coding region runs from base 145 to 2106 and encodes 653 amino acids. Gene Ontology annotation, biological process: nucleoside transmembrane transport. NCBI's taxonomy places the organism in Eukaryota, Metazoa, Echinodermata, Asteroidea, Valvatida, Asterinidae.